Molecule: messenger RNA, 1070 nt
Organism: Pelecanus crispus (Dalmatian pelican)
Lineage: Eukaryota; Metazoa; Chordata; Aves; Pelecaniformes; Pelecanidae
Source: RefSeq, a predicted model, not a curated record
GUGUCGAACAGAGUACGAAAACAGAGAUGAAGCUACCAAAGGAGAUGAGACUACUCGAAAACAAUUUCAUGCCUUUGUGCUCUUUUUAGCUGAACUUUACCUUAACCUAGAGAUUAAAGGAUCAAAGGGACAGGUAACAAGGGCAGAAAUUCUUCAAGAAGGCCUUCGGGAAUUACUAAAUGCACUGUUCUCUAAUCCUGUGGACAGUAAUUUGAUAUGUGCAGUGAAACUGCUGAAGUUGACAGGCUCAGUUUUAGAAGAUGCCUGGAAAGAAAAAGGAAAGAAUGAUAUGGAAGAAGUGAUUCAAAGAAUUGAAAAUGUUGUGUUGGAUGCAAACUGUAGCAGAGAUGUGAAACAUAUGCUUCUGAAACUAGUAGAACUGCGAUCAAGUAACUGGGGUAGAGUUUAUGGAACUUCUCCACGUACAGAAGCUACACCUGAAAAUGACCCAAACUAUUUUAUGAAUGAGCCAACAUUUUAUACUUCUGAUGGUGUUCCUUUCACUGCAGCAGAUCCAGAUUACCAAGAAAAAUACCAAGAGCUGCUUGAAAGAGAGGAUUUGUUUCCAGAUUAUGAAGAAAAUGGAACAGACCUAUCAGGACCUGGGGAUCAGUAUUUUGAUGACAUUGAUGAUGAGAUGGAUCCAGAAAUUGAAGAAGCAUAUGAAAAGUUCUGUCUAGAAUCAGAACACAAGCAAAGACAGUGAGAUGUUACACAUUAAUGUUAGUUUAUUAAGCCACUUUAGGUAUGGUUAGAAUACAGGGGAACAUAAAACAUUUGUACCAAAAUAAGGAACUUGAGUUUCUCAAAGCACUAAAGUUAUACAAUUUCCACUUUAACAGAAUCUGCCAAAAAUUGUAAACUUAUGCCCUGUAACUUAAAAUGUUGUGUAUAUAUCAUAGUUUAUUUUAUGUACAGGUAUAUGAACAAUGUUUUGGCUGCAAUAAAAAUGAUUUAAAAAUUACCAUAAUUGAAAUUAAAAUUUAAUGUGGAACUGUCCCAUAAAACUUCACUUGAGGGAGAAAGGGGAAGAAUAAAUUGAUCUAAAUUUAAUCGCUUGUUUGCUUGUU